Molecule: messenger RNA, 4426 nt
Organism: Rhodofomes roseus
Lineage: Eukaryota; Fungi; Basidiomycota; Agaricomycetes; Polyporales; Fomitopsidaceae
Product: P-loop containing nucleoside triphosphate hydrolase protein
Exons: 4
Coding region: 167-4282 (1371 amino acids)
Cellular component (GO): intracellular anatomical structure
Molecular function (GO): ATP binding; RNA binding
Source: RefSeq, a predicted model, not a curated record
GAGUACGGCUCCGUGUUCUCCCUCUCGUUCUCGGGCCUUCAUUCCUCGUCGUCGAAGCCGUCCUAACCUCACCGUUCACUGCACGCAUCGGUAUCCAGUACUUGUGCCCCUGGAAGAGCAGGGAUAGGCAGUGCUGCAGAUUGGUGUCGGUAGUAGGCUGUCACAUAUGCGCCUUGCCUUUCUUCUGCCCCGGCGCAGUCUCCUCAUGCAAGCGGACCCUGCCAAACGCUUCGCUCUCCCCUCGUCCUCGUCCCUCAAGCGCCCCUUCUCUCGCACCCCCUCUCCGUCUACUCGCCCGCCAUCUGAUCCCGACCAGCGCCCCGGCAAGGUCCCAAAAGUAGAAGGCGACCAUCUUCCCUCGUCCUCCAGGUCCACCAUGACGCCGUCCAGCUCUAGUUCACGCCGCCAGAUGCCCCACCUUGCUCGUGCACCGGUGUCAGGCCCUUCGCGGCCGUCCAGCAACAAGGGUCGCCGAGGCAAAGCACCGGCCUCCGCAGCGCGUCAGCAACCCACACUGCCCGAGCCAGUGUGCAGCGAGGCAUACAUCCGGUCAACGUACGAGACGAAGCCUAUCAAGGCAAUAUGGAACGACAAUCCCAAAUCGCCGCUGACAAACCACUGCAAGAGCAUCCUCAACUCCAUGCCUGAGUACGAGUCUGUACAGGGCAUCGCCGCGAAUGGGCAGACAUUGUGGAGGACGACAGUUCGAGUCAAGGGUGCCGAGGUUGACAUCACAGGAUGCGGAGACCACAGCAACAGGAAGGAUUCUGAGAAGUUGGCAGCGCUCAGCGCACUAUUGCAACUGGACACUCUUGGCGCGUUCAACAAGUCUUCUGGUCCGAAACAACCAAAAGCCUCUGCGGAGGUGGAAUUGUCUCCAACGGAGACUACCCUGUCCGACGGAAGCAAAGUGGACUACGAAAAGGCACGCCAAUUCAUGGAGUAUUAUUGCCGUCGCUUCGGCUUCGGACGCCCAGAGCUCACGUACACGCCCUUCAAAAUCCCACAACGCGGAGGUGGGACGACGGCAUGGCAGGCAGAGAUGACCGUCGAUGGGCGGAGGAUCGGUUUCAGCAAGGGCUCCAACAAGAAAAACUCCAUGUUGAGUUGCUACGUGGACGUCACGCAGUACCUCGAGCAGUGCGAUCCAAACAUUUGGGCGGGGUUUCUGAAGGACCAGAAGACGGGCAAGGACCUCGGUCUCGCUCCGCGAGUGCUCUUCGAGAUUGAAGAUUCGCUCCAAGAUCACAUCGCGGACCUAUGCAGUGACAUCAAGAAGAGCAAACUGUACCAAAACCGGUCGUCUACCAAGUCCAGCACACAAGACGAUGGCGACACUCAGGGCUCGAGUGUCCCUACUGGCCCUCGCCUGCUUUACCGCAGACCAGUCCCAUUCUCGUUGCUGCAGGACAAAUCCGCCCGGCUGAAGCAGAAGCGCGAGGAGUACCUUGCCUCGACCGACCCGAAGGUCGUGAGAAUGCGCGAGCAGCGUGCUGGCCUCCCAGUGUACACGAAGUCGGAACAAAUACUCCAGCACAUCGAGAACCACGAGGUUACCAUCUGUAUGGCCGCGACGGGCUCGGGCAAGACGACGCAGAUCCCGCAGAUCAUCCUCGACAAUAUGAUCGACCGCGGGGAGGGCGCGAAGUGCAACAUCGUCUGUACGCAGCCGAGGCGUAUCGCUGCUAUCAGUGUCGCGGACCGCGUCGCGAAGGAGCGCUCGGAGACAGUGGGCCGUAAUUCGUGCGUUGGGUACCAAGUCCGGUUCGAGCACAACCUGCCAGAAGAGCAUGGUUCCGUCACCUUCUGCACGACUGGCAUCUUCCUCAAGCGCAUGCAGAGCGCGCUGGAGGGGGAUAACUCCGCCGGGCGCAGCCUUGACGAUGUCACGCAUAUACUGGUGGACGAGGUGCACGAGCGGGACGUCGACACGGAUCUGCUGCUCGUCGUGCUCAAGCGCAUGCUUGCGGACCGUAAGGCGCGCAACAAGCCGCUGAAGGUCGUGCUCAUGAGCGCUACGAUCGACGCGAAGCUCUUCCAGGAGUACUUCCCCGACGAGAACGACCAGCCUGCCAGCGUCAUCGAGAUACCUGGACGGGCAUUCCCUGUGGACAAGAAGUUCCUGGACGAGUUCCUUCCCGACCUCGCGAGGGAGCGUAGCACCUCUUGGGUGUUCCAGCAGGACAGCGUGCAGAAGUAUCUGACACAUCAGUUGGGCUCUACCGCGGUCGUUGGUAUCACGGGAACGACGACGCGCAGUAAUCGCCACCAAUCAGACAUGCCCAUCCAGCCUUCCGCUGGUCCCGACAGUUCGCGAGACGACGACCUGGACAUGCCUGCGCCCUUGGUAGCGCUAACGAUCGCACAUGUGCUGCGCAGGUCGGAGGACGGCCAUGUGCUCGUCUUCCUUCCUGGCUGGGACGACAUCACGUCUGUGCAGAAGUGCCUGCAGGGUAUGACCGGCGGAAACCUUCUCGACAUCAACUUCAACGACUCGCGCAAAUACAGCAUCCAUCUCCUGCAUUCGACUGUUCCGAUCGCGGAGCAGCAGGCUGUCUUCGAGCCGCCGCCCGAAGGAGUGCGCCGCAUCAUUCUCGCAACCAACAUCGCUGAGACGUCCGUCACCAUCCCGGAUGUCGUCUACGUCGUUGAUACGGCACGAGUGAAGGAGCAGCGGUACGACCCAGAGCGUCAUAUUUCAUCUCUCGUCUCUGCAUGGGUCGGCUCGUCCAACCUCAACCAGCGUGCAGGUCGUGCCGGACGGCACCGGUCAGGUGAAUACUACGGCAUCCUGACGCGCAGGUUCUCCGACGCCCUGUACCCACACCAGACAGUGGAGAUGAAGCGUGUCGACUUAAGCAACGUCGUCAUGCACAUCAAGGCGCUCAACUUCCCGGGCAUGACUGUCGAGGAGGUGCUCGCCGAGACGAUCGAGCCGCCUGCGGUGGACCGUGUCACGGCCGCCAUGAAAGCGCUGGAGAUGGUCGGAGCCCUCGACCAGCACCACAACCUGACCUCCCUCGGCCGCGUGCUCCUCCAGAUUCCUGUGGAUGUCCAGAUGGGUCGAUUGGUCCUCUACGGCAGCUUCUUCAGGUGUCUUGACCAGGCGCUGACGCUCGCUGCCAUCCUUACGAACCGCGAUCCUUUCCUUGCCCCUAUGCAUCUCAAGUUCGAGGCUGCCGCCAAGAAGAACUCGUUCACGACGGAUGACUUCCGGUCCGACGCCCUGGCCACCCUCCGGGCGUACAAUCAAUGGUGGGAGAUGCAGAGCAAGGGGAUGUAUGUACAAGCGAACCGGUUCUGCCAGGAGAACUUCCUGGCGAAGCCGACCUUGAUCAUGAUCCAGAAGAUCAAGGACCACCUCUUGCAAUCGUUGUACUCCAUCGGUGUCAUUGACCUUUCAGCCGGCGGUGAUGUCUCGAGACGCACGGAUACGAGGAGAGGUGCCGUACCGCCUGAGUUGAACAGCAAUGGCGAAUCGCAGCCCCUUCUUGCCGCUCUCAUUGCCAUCGCCUCUCAGCCAAAGUUCGCUAUUCGAACUGGAGAAAAGAUAUACCGAACUGCUACUGACAAGAGGGUCUUCAUUCACCCAUCAAGCGUGAACCACCGUAGACGCGAGAGGGCUGAGUCAGAAGACCUGAACUCUGCACUGACGGAGAAACAGAUCAUUGCCUACACCGAAAAACGCCAGAACCUGACUUCUGGCCAGUCACACCCGGAUAUGUACCUCAUCACCACCUCGCGUCUCGACCCGUUGACCUACAUCCUCUUCGGAGCGUUCAACAUUGAGGUGACGUUCCGUGGAUUAGAAUGCGACGAGUGGCUGCCCAUCGUGGGUCGCCAGGAUGCUCUUGACGACGUCGAGAGGUUGAAGAGGCUGAUGGAGGCCUGCAUGCUUCGUGUCUUUGAAGGCAUCAUCGCAGGCCGGUCGAAGGCUAACAACCGGCGCUUGCCUCAGCGCAACGAAGAUCGCGAGGACGAGUCUGGUGACGAAGACGACAGCCCACAAGACCGCUCGCUCUCGGCUAUGGAAGUCAAGGAGCUGGAUGUGAUGACGCGCGACAUCGUGCGGAUCCUCAACGAGUACGGCACUUACCGCGUGGCCAUGCAGUCGCAGCAUAACUCGCGGCCCGCGACGCCCAUGGACUCCCCGGUCUGGGCGAGCAAUCGUCUCCCUGGCACACGCUCUGGCUACUCCACGCCGGCGUACAACAUGGGUUCGGCGUACAACUCGAGACCAAGUACACCCAGUCGUUUGUCAGCAUCGUCGCGAAGGUGGUGAGGUAUAGUAUUAGAAUCUCCCAAGUAUCGGAUCGCUAUCGUGGUACGCUAGUGCUCGCCAAUAACUUAGUUGUGUAGAGAUAGGUUAAGGACGCCGUCUGUCUGUCUGGAACUGCUAAUAACUAGUGCGAUUCUCCCCGCUCAA